AAAACUGGCUUUGAUUUGAAUAACUUAUGCCCGGAAUAUAAAUCUUCAUUUCUCUCUCGUCUUACGUUUGAAUGGUUUUCUCCAUUGAUAUACAAAGGAUACAAAAAGCCGUUGACUACCGAUGAUAUGUGGCAUUUGAACACUGAAAACAAAUCAAGUUUUAUCAUUGAAAAGUUUAACAAAGUUUGGUUACCAAUCAUUCAACGCAAAUGGAGUCCUAAGGAUGGCAUUUCCAGUCAAGACAUUAACAUUUUUGUGGCUUUAAUGAAAACAUUUUGGCCGCAAAUGCUUUUCGUUGGUCUCAUUAAAUUAAUUACUAGUCUAUUGACAUUUAUGAGUCCAUUAGUAUUGGAUUUACUCAUUGGAUUUAUGUCUCCGGACAAUACUGAACCCAAAUGGAGGGGUUAUUUCUACGCUUCCCUUAUAUUCGUGUCACCAUUUAUUGAAUCAAUACUUAGCGGACAAUACGAUUACAGGAAUAAUUUGAUUUUAUUGAAAAUCAGAGCUUGCAUUAUAUCCGUUGUCUAUCAAAAGAAUCUAAAGCUGUCGAAUAACAGUCGCAAAAACUACACAACCGGUGAGAUUGUAAACCUAAUGUCAGUGGACUCGCAACGAAUGACGGACUUCAUGCAAAUGAUGAACAUAUUAUGGUCGGCACCGCUUCAGAUCUGUGUCGCGUUAUACCUGUUAUGGCAACAGUUAGGGAUCGCAACUCUGGCCGGAAUGGCAUUUAUGCUACUUUUGAUGCCCGCCAACGGCUUUAUUGGCGCUAAAAUGCGCUCAUUUAGCGGACAAANCAACGGCUUUAUUGGCGCUAAAAUGCGCUCAUUUAGCGGACAAGUCAUGAAAAUGAAAGAUAAAAGAGUGAAACUUAUGAACGAAAUAUUGAGUGGUAUUAAAGUGUUUAAAUUGUAUUCAUGGGAGACAUCGUUCAAAGAACAGGUCGUUUCACUUCGGGAGACAGAAGUCAAGUCACUUAACUCUAUAGCAUACCUGAGCGGCUCAAUGGCAUUCACUUUUGUUUCGGCACCAUUUUUUGUCGGUUUAUUUAGUUUUACGGCAUUUGUUUUGAUGUCUUCUGAUAACAUCUUAGACGCAAAUAAAAUAUUUGUCUCGCUUUCACUCUUCAAUAUCAUGAAAUUUAACGAUCAUUUUUUACCUAAAGGAAUGCCUCUCGGAUUCUUUCCAAACUUGAUAUCAUUCGGUGCAUUGUUUUUGGUAUCCCUUCGAAGAAUUAAUGAGUAUUUAAAUGUGGAAGAAAUAGACGAGACAUCCAUUUCUCGGAAGGAGAAUAAAGAGACGCCAAUAGUUGUGGAGAACGCGUCCUUCAAGUGGAACAAAGAGAGUCCGAAUGUCUUAAAUAAUAUCAGUCUUAGAAUCAAGAGGAAUAAAUUGGUGGCUAUAGUGGGUCAGGUCGGCGCUGGGAAAUCCUCACUCCUUUCCUCAUUAUUAGGAGAUUUGGACAAAAUUAAGGGCAUUAUAAAUGUGAGCGGAAGUGUGGCUUAUGUACCACAACAGGCGUGGAUACAGAACUCGACUCUCAAACAGAAUAUUUUGUUCACAAACAAAAUUAACGAAAAAUUUUAUAAGAAAGUCAUCGAUUCGUGUGCUUUAGAACCGGAUUUGAAAAUACUUUCGGCCGGAGAUAUGACUGAAAUCGGCGAAAAGGGAAUCAACUUAUCCGGAGGUCAGAAACAAAGAGUAUCCCUCGCGAGAGCCGUCUAUUCUAAUGCAGACAUCUAUUUACUCGACGAUCCGCUCAGCGCCGUUGACGCACAUGUGGGCCGACAUCUUAUGGAUCAAGUGAUUGGUCCGAACGGAAUACUUAAACACAAGACCAGACUUCUGGUGACCCACAGGGCAUCCAUUCUAACAAAUGUGGACCAAAUUAUUGUCCUCAAAGACGGCUCGAUCAGUCUUAAGCCGUGA
Messenger RNA from Medioppia subpectinata, 1929 nucleotides. The record is from the annotation of a GenBank genome assembly. Lineage: Eukaryota; Metazoa; Arthropoda; Arachnida; Sarcoptiformes; Oppiidae.